Lytechinus variegatus (green sea urchin) is the source of this 1770-nucleotide messenger RNA. Its product is annotated as anaphase-promoting complex subunit cdc20-like. Gene Ontology annotation, cellular component: anaphase-promoting complex. The transcript has 5 exons. Bases 290 to 895 code for a protein of 201 amino acids. The record is from RefSeq and is a predicted model, not a curated record. Lineage: Eukaryota; Metazoa; Echinodermata; Echinoidea; Temnopleuroida; Toxopneustidae. Gene Ontology annotation, molecular function: anaphase-promoting complex binding; ubiquitin ligase activator activity; protein binding. Gene Ontology annotation, biological process: positive regulation of anaphase-promoting complex-dependent catabolic process; positive regulation of ubiquitin protein ligase activity; anaphase-promoting complex-dependent catabolic process.
UGGUCUAUAUUCUAAUUUUCUAAAUGAAAUAAAAAUAGAUUACAAUUAAAAUCGUUCGUUUAUCAAAAGGUAACUACAAAUCCACCUAAGAGGGACAUUUUCAUUCUUUCUGUCUCUCCAGACAUUGACAAACCUAGAAUCAAGAAUAUGGCGGGAGUACUAUGACGAAUUUGAACUUGAGUCAAGUCCUUUAUGCAUUCAAUGGAAUAGAAUUGGCAUUACCUGCGGCUGCGAAGACGGCGGUGUGUAUCACUACGAUGACCGAUGCAGAUCAAACAGACCUGUGCUAAUGUUUGAUGGACACUGCAUGCCAGUCGUUUCCUGUCGAUACAAUAAAGCUCGAGACCUUCUUGCAACCGGCGAUUUGCAAGGGGACCUGAUGAUCUGGGAUAUGAGACAACCGAAAAUCCCAGCCAACAGUUUCAAAGAGGCCCAUAAGGGAAGGAUUUCGGGGAUGUCUUGGUGUCCAUGGCAACCGGAUCUCUUGGCAACCGGAAAUGCCCGGCAUCAGCCAACAUUGAAGUUCUGGAACCUCCUCACUGGACUCAAGAGUAGAGAGCGACGCGUAUCUCACGAGGUUACCUCUGUUCAAUGGCUCGAGAGUGAACAGGAACUUAUUUCAAGUCAUAUGGGUACUCCAGAAGCUAUUGUUUUCUGGAACUAUCCUUCGCUGGAACGCUGUGGCACCUUGACAAAUGAUGAUGAUGAAACGAAUAGCACAGGACUAGUCAGCGUCAAGAAAUCAUAUCAAAUGAUUGCCACAUCGGAAGAAAGUGAUUCAAUAUACGUCUGGGAUUUAGAACAGACCAGGGAAUCCAUGACGUCACAUAGGGGACAACCUUCCACCGUUCUUUCCAGGAGACGAUCGCUUAUUCAACUGGGACUGAUGAGAUGAGACAUUAUGGAAACAAUGUUUUCUCAUUUCAACGUAUACGUCGUUCUUUCACCGAAUGUAAGCAUGAAGGUCCUAUCCCAUAUACAGGCCAACAAGUGAAAAAUGGGGCAAGGUAUACUGGGACACAAUGGGAUCUAAGUAAAGGCAAAUUAAUUGACGAAGCUUUUGAUUAGCUAAAUUAAGUACAUAACCCCCAUCCUAUACCCCAAAUAUUGUUCAUGUUAAUUUGCAUACCCCAUUUAUAUAAUGAUAAAAAAUAAUAUGCAGCAUUUAUAUAGCGCUUAAGAGAAAUGUUUCUAAGCGUUGCAUAUACUUCCCCGGCUGCAUCACCGACUACCCUGAUCGAACGCUCGAGCAUUCAAGGAUGGUAUCCAUUUACUACACCUGGGUGGAGAGUGGCAAAUGUAGAUAAAUGCCUUGCCAAAGGACGCGAGUGCUGUGGUGGGAUUUGAGCCACAAUGCGACAAGACAUCUUGAUCCCAAUUAAUAAUGCUUUCAAAUGAAUUAAUACAUGAAAACAUUCCUUAAUUACUUUAGACCAUACUAUUUGACAAAAAAAAACUUUGCGGCAAACAUUAUUGCCAAUGAAUUCACUGUUGUGUUACGUCGAUAAAUUUUCACAUUUACUAGUAAUGUUUUUACACUUUUUAGCUGCUUUUCGAACCCUGGCAAGGGUGAAUACAAUUCUGAAGGUAAGGAAACAGCUUAUAAUGAGUAGAGGUCAUCUGUCUAUAAAUAAAAUAUUUCUUAAAAUGAAAUCAAGAAUAUAUUUGGUUGUGCCAAUUAAUUCCAUUCAUGAAUACAAGUCCAUGCAUAAUAUUAUAUAACUGAAAUUAUUAUUUUGUUGCUUAUAUUAGAAAAAAAGCCUAGAUAUU